Molecule: messenger RNA, 4963 nt
Organism: Gryllus bimaculatus (two-spotted cricket)
Lineage: Eukaryota; Metazoa; Arthropoda; Insecta; Orthoptera; Gryllidae
Source: the annotation of a GenBank genome assembly
AUGGCGUAUCGCAGCGGCUCGUGUGGCUGCCGUCCGAAGCUCCCCAGUACGGCGGCUGCAUGGCGCUACGUUGGUUGGGCCGGCGGAUGCGUUAGUGCUAUGGUGCAAGCAGAAAGCCCUGCUAUGAUGGGGCUGCAAGCUACUGCGAGUAAGCGGAAGCUGGAGUAUGACAACAAGUGCCCCUCCAAAGUGGUGCGACUUGAAGAGAGUGCUCGAGAAGCUGCUGUUGAGGACUGGCAUAUGGACAACAGCACAAGUUCAGUUUUAGCAUCAUCACUGCUAGGAGCAGCAUCUGCUGUUGCUGUGGUUGAUGAUGAUGAUGAAGAGGAGGAAGACGAGGAGGACGAAGAAGAGGAUGAGAAGAAUGGGAAGUACCUUCCAGCAGGCCGGGGUUAUCAGUGUGCACGAUAUGGUGGUGCGGACAUGUCACCUGCGUGUUACUCUCACCCUGUUGACUUGAAACCUAUGCCUACAUACUAUGGGGCAAGUGAGGAGCAGGGUUACUCUGGGGCAAGUAUGUCCCAGUAUAACUCCAGGCCGCAGCAGCAUUAUGCUACCACUGCUAGAAAUGUUCCUCAGUAUUGGGGUGCAUCUGCAGUGAAUGAUGGGGGUAGUGAAUACUACAGCCAAGAUUCAGGCUCCCAACAAACUAUUCGUUGUGAUGAAAAUGGGAAGUCCUAUCUAGACCUUGGUAGUUCAAGUGCAAGAUAUGUGAACAGUGCUGUGAGUAAUAAUAACAGUGGUGCAUCACCUGAUGUACAAAAGUGCUGUGAUGGUAGUAGAACUAGCUGGUGUAACCAGGGACCUAAUGCGGCUUGCUAUCGUCAGAGAAGACUCGCAGUGCUCAAUAUUUCUAUGUGUAAACUGGGACGUUAUAGACAAUUCCCUGAUCCUAGCUUGCAUCGUUCAGUUCUCAUUUGCAAUACGUUGAGGUAUAUUGAACGGGAAAUGGAACAAGAGGGAUUCUUUUUCAAUAAUGCUAAUAGUGCAAUACAGACUCCACCUCCUCCGGUUCCACCUCCAGCUCCAACACCUCAUCCACCCAUUGAGCCAGAACCAAGUUAUCAUUCACAGUUUCCAGAAGUGCCUGCUCCUAACAUGAGCUACUCUUCUUCUCAUUACCGCCUAGCAAGUCCUGUAAAUGAAAUUGUACCGCCAUAUGAGCAGAACUUACGGGAACUAUCUUCAUCUGGUCGUGCUACUCCAUUUCCUGGAGUGAGCCAUUCUUCAAAUUAUGAUACUGAUUCUGGCAUGGGGGAUGAGGAAUCGGGAAGAGGUAUUAACUGGGGUUCUGUGCUUAGUCUAUCAAGUCAAUCAGAUCUGGAUCCACUCAACAACAACGAGCUGUACCCUUCAUCACCAUCACAUUCAUCGUCUUCGUCAAUGGGACUGGGCCCCUCUGAUAACAAUUCUCUAGGACUCCUUGGAGACAUGGACCUUGGCCACGAAUUUGAUGAUUUCCUGCCCAGUUGGAAACUGACUCCACUCAGUGCUGAUGAUAUCCUCAAGUCCGUCCCAUCGUCUGAGCUAGGAGGACGACAAGGGGAAGGUGAAUUGGACAGCAUUAUGCACGUGUUAGUCGGAACAUAAUGAGAAAUGUGCAGGCACAUAGCUGAGCCAUAUCUACACAAUAUGGACUAGUUUUGCCUGGCCAUUUUAUUCGUCCAAACAGUUAUUGAUAAUGUCAUCGAACUUCUGUGAGGUUACCGGUCAGUUGAUUGAUCUUCAUGUGCUCAGGUUGUGAAGGACUGUCGAAGGGUCAAAUUUUCUGUAAAUCCAUCUCGACAGUCCAUGGUCCUUUGUAGUUAAUUUACCUUAGACCUAGACUAUUUGGUGAUUGCAUAUUUGAAAUCUUACCUGAAAAGUCAUUUCUUCAACUCAGUCGCCUUACUUGCAAUGGCAGGAGGCUACUAGCUUAAUAGCCAUAGGAAUUGCAACUAGAUCAAUUCUUCUGAACAAAUUAGGUAAUCUAUUUUCUAAAAUUAUUUCUUCACGUUCUGUCCUAUGUUCAUAUGAUACUAUAUGUUAUUUUACUGAAAAUUUUACAGCAAUGUCAAAAUAUGAAGGGAUUAUACUAAGAUUUUUAUUUUCAUGCAAUUUGCAGUUGUGUGAAUUAGGUGCUCAAAUCAUUAUAAAAAUGCUCAAAACAAUAAGUAUUUUAUUGUAUUAUCAUUCAGCAUUUCAAUUUGAACGUAAAUGUACUGUUGCCAUCUUUUGUAACUUGUUGCCAUGUUUGAGUUUUUAAUGUACAUGUAAUAACAGCAGCAUUUGAUUUAAAUACUCCUCCUGCUGUAUGUUUGCAAGUUAUCAUUAAAUGACAUCAUAGAGUAUAUUUUUUGAAGGAACAUAAGGUGCAUGUGGUUGGCUGGUGUAAGUUUUCCAAUAUUCAGACCUAAGCCUACCACUUAGUGGACAGUUUACUUGUACAUAAGAUCAGGAUUAUUCUGUACUGUUUAGAGUAGAUUCUUUUUGUACCUUGGAAUUAUCUGUUUUAAAUGCAGCUAGUUGUCCUGCAUACAUUUAGUCUCUCAAAUUGGCAUACUGAGUGACCUAUAAUAAAGGAUCAUUGAUAAAAUACGAAUCCACACCUAAUUAAAGAUCUUUGUUAGUUCUUUUGUUGUUUGUUAUGGAAAUAAAUAUUUCCACUUCAUUAAUUAUUCAUGUUACUCCGAGGUUACUUUUUAUUUUUUAUAUAAAACUAGACUGUUCUAUAGUACAUAUUGAUCUCACUGUAAAGUACUUGCAAUUGAUAUUGGACAGAUAUUUUUUAUAAUGGUAUGCAGAAGGAAACUGGUUAUCAAAUGUAAUCCCAAGGUUUCUCAUAGUAUCUAAACAGUAUGAAAUACUCCGUAUGUUCCAUGACAAAUGGACAUAUAUGUAAUAUAAAGAGGUAUUCCUUUAAUUUUGGUUUAGGCAGCCACCAAGGCAGAGAGUUGGGCAUUACUGCUCAGUUUUCUCUCCUCUGCUGUAAAUAUGUGUAUGUAUGCAAGGGUCUUGUAUAAUGUAAAUAGUAGUAUAAAGCAUAUAUUAUAAAAAGUAUAUUAUCUAUAUAAAUAUAUUUUGAUGCCCCCAGGAGGAUGAAGCUGCCCAUUGAUAAUAUUUUGAGUAUCAAAACAAAGUCUAGUCCACUAAAACGUCUUAAUAAACUGUCAAAGCGUAAGCUGAGGAACAGAAAACUGAGAUACUAACCAACUCCCCAGUCUGUCUGGUUGUCACUUAUGAUUAUAGAGUAUUAAUUCUAUAUUAUGAAAUAAAGGUUAUGUCACAGUUUUACAAGUAGCUAAUAUUCUGUGUAGCUCAGGAUACCAUUAUGAAUGUUUUCACUUUCAUCCACCUUAAGCUCCAAGUGCUCCAACUAUUUCUUAUUGCAAACGUACCUGUGUACAUUUUAUCCUAAAUGAAUAUAAUUGCAAAGAAAGGAUAAUUUUGUCUUAUAAACAAAAAUCAAUAGUAUCUCAAAGAAUUUAAUUGAAGAAAACUAAAGUGUUGGUUUGGAUUUUAGAAAGAAAUGGUAAUGAAAUUGGAGCUUUAGUGGUGCCCUUCAAAAGAUAAAGUGGAAAAAAUGAGAAAUGAUUGUGCUGUGAUAUUGUCGUGUACAAUUGUUACAAUUAAUACAUUGGCUGCUGAUGUUAGUUUAGAUAAAACUGAAAAUCUUUAUCUGUUGGGAAGAUGUGAUCAAUUUGCAAUAAAUGAAUCAUGUUACACUCAUGCAUAAUUGGUGAAAUUCUUUAUGAUCAGGAACUUUUGUUACUGAAUGUCAGCAAAAACAUUUCCCUAUGCUUGAUGUUACAAUAAUGAUCUUAUAAACAGCAACUAAACCUCUUGGCAGUGAUUUGUCUUAAAAAAUGUUUAAAUGACACACAUUGAGCUCCAAGUUCAUAAAUUAAUGCAACAUUAGUAAAUUUUGACAGGUUCUUCUGAAAUAAGAAAUGAGCACAAAUGGUUGUGUAGUAGCUGUGGUAUGAAAUACCAUAUUUGUCUUAUAGUAAUGUGUCAAACCUCCCAAGAAAUUGAAGCAAAAGCAGUAAUUGAUUUUUUCCUUUGCAAUUUUAGUAUAUGACAGCAAGUUUUGGAAUUGAACACUGACCACUUGUCAAAAAAAGCAAAAUCAUGAUUCUAAUGUAGCACAAAACCUGUUAGUAGCAAUGUUGUAUUUCAUAUUUGUAACAGAAAUUAUGACCAAAUCUUGGCUCUUUUUCAGAUGUCUAAAAACUCUUGUUCUUGUCAUCUAAUCAGGUUAAAUUAUGGAACAAUAACGUACAAUCAUUAGUGCUAAUGUAUGGAAAAUUGUUAUUUUCAUGUCUUUUUAUAACAAACCAAAAACUAUGGAAAAAAAAUUGUUUGACUGAAUUUUAUAAGGUUUCCCUUUUAUGGCAGUGAUCCAAUUUCUCAAGAGAAAUGGGUAUGUACUAAUUGGCAUCUUAUCUCUAAAUGGGAAAAAAUAUGAGAACUAUUACUUACCAUAUGCCAAAUCCUUACCAUCUCUUGUCAAAUUAUGCAUCACAAAUGCCACCACUCCCUUUUAUGUUCUAGUAAUGUAAUUUACUAAUGGUAUCCUGGUCAAGGGCUCAUCCUGUUUUUGAAAGCCAUGCCAAGGAACUCUAAAUUUUAAUACUUGAAAGUUUCAUUUUAUACUGUUAAGAUCAUUCAAUGAGGAACUUCAUGAAAAAUAUCUAUUACCUGUUAACAUACUACACCCACUUAAGUUUCUUGAAAGAAAUGACCAAUAAGGGACCUCACCUGUUCUGUUUUAUGUGAAAAUCUCAAAUGAAAUUUCAAGAACAGGAUGUGAAAAGAAAUUAUGGCAUUAAUGUACAAACAUUUGUAUAUUUUCAAAGCCAAAGAUAUUUUAUUGGAUUAGGGAGAGUGGCAACUAACAUAUAAAGAUACUGUGCUUUAUAAUUAAUAGUUUAUUAUUGAAUUAGAUAUAGAUGUAUUUAUUCAAAUGCUGUGAAUAGAUACA